AUGUCAUCAAUCACAAUGGCACCGUCAAGAGCAUUCACAUCCCGCUCUCGGGCCAUCCUCAGCUCCCUCCGUCCCACCACCACUACCACUUUCACGCCCCAACGCCGACACAUCUCAGCCUUCGGCUACGAACAAGCAAAAGCUCUCGUCCUGAGCGGCUUCGGCGAACCCAAAGAUGUCCUCCGCCUUCACGGCCACAGCAUCUCACCACCAUCCGGUGGUCUCCUCACCUUAAAGUUCCUCGCCUCCCCCAUCAACCCAGCCGACAUCAACCAGAUCCAAGGUGUCUACCCCACCAAACCCACCUGGACAACCUCCCUCUCACCACCUGAUCCCAUAGCAGUAGGGGGCAAUGAAGGUGUCGCUGAAGUGAUCAGCAAGGGAAACAAUGUGAAAGGCAUCGAGAACGGUGACUGGGUCAUUUUGAAGAAGCAAGGGUUCGGAACGUGGAGGACACAUGCGCAGACAACGGCAGAUCAGUUGUUCCCCAUCAAGAACCGGGAUGGACUGAAGCCGGAGCAGGUUGGGACUGUUAGUGUCAAUCCUUGCACGGCGUAUCGCAUGUUGAAGGACAUUGUGCAGCUGAACGAAGGAGAGUGGUUCAUGCAGAAUGGAGCCAACUCUGGUGUGGGGAGGGCUGCAAUACAGCUGGGACGGCUGUGGGGAUACAAGAGCAUUAAUGUUGUGCGGAAGAGGGAGAGCGGUCAUGAGGAACUUGUGAACGAUCUCAAGAGUCUUGGUGCGGAUGUAGUCGUCACCGAGGAGGAGCUGAAGAGUAAAGACUUCAGGGAUAAGGUCAAGCAGUUCACAAAUGGCGGGAGGGAGCCGAUAAGACUGGGACUGAACUGCGUCGGCGGAGCCCUCGUAAACGACAUGGCGAAGCACCUAUCCGCGAACAGUCCUAUGGUGACAUACGGUGCAAUGUCGAAGCAGCCAGUCAACUUGCCAAUGGGUCUGCUCAUUUUCAAGAACAUCAGCUUUAAUGGCUUUUGGGUUAGCAGGUGGAGUGACAAGUACCCAGAUCAGAAGGAGGCGUGUGUCAAUGAGAUCUUGGAGUUGACGAGGCAGGGCAAGUUCCAAGAUAUUCCGACGCAGAAGACUACGUGGAAUCAUGAUACGAAACAGGAUGUGCUUGUGGAUGCUGUACAAGGGACUUUGGAGGGGUAUCGGAAAGGGAAGGGAAUCUUCGUUUUUGGUGAUACGUAA
Molecule: messenger RNA, 1206 nt
Organism: Fulvia fulva
Lineage: Eukaryota; Fungi; Ascomycota; Dothideomycetes; Mycosphaerellales; Mycosphaerellaceae
Product: Enoyl-[acyl-carrier-protein] reductase, mitochondrial
Exons: 1
Coding region: 1-1206 (401 amino acids)
Biological process (GO): fatty acid metabolic process
Cellular component (GO): mitochondrion
Molecular function (GO): trans-2-enoyl-CoA reductase (NADPH) activity
Source: RefSeq, a predicted model, not a curated record